Nomascus leucogenys (northern white-cheeked gibbon) is the source of this 1935-nucleotide messenger RNA. RefSeq names its product DnaJ heat shock protein family (Hsp40) member C5 gamma (gene DNAJC5G). Lineage: Eukaryota; Metazoa; Chordata; Mammalia; Primates; Hylobatidae. The record is from RefSeq and is a predicted model, not a curated record.
UCCGUAGGAGGAGGGGAGAGAGUGAGCAGGGAUGGGGAAGCGUGGAGGGUGGGAAUGGUUAGUGAGCCCAGGCAAGAAACUCAUCAGCCGCAUCCUUCAGAACACACUGGGCGUCCUGAACUUAGGCUUCUGGGGACAGACAUCUACCCUCGAUAUUGUUAUUCCAACGAACCCGAGAGUGCGCUUGCAAAAAACAAAACAAAACAAAAACGGGAGCACGUGCCAGAUACAGUGGUUGGAAGUGAUGGGGUUAACCCGGGAGAGCUUCGCGGAGGAGGGAAGCAAAUUGGGGCGGCGAGAGCAGGAAACCACCGGCUAAGGUCACCUUUUCGGGCUACUUAUCAGAGCCAAGGUGGAACCCAAGUCCCCGCUUAGCUAUGCCAGGGCUCUGGGUACGUCGGGCCCGGCGCCGUCGGUUUUCUAAGCGCCGCACCCAUCCUAGGGCUCUCCCCAAUUCUGAGAACCCUGGAGCUGGGAUGCGCAGCGGCCACCGCGCACUCCGCGGCUCGGAUGCGGCAGCCUGGCCCGUAGCGACCCGGGCGGGUGAGCUCGAGAAUGGGGAGAAACUGCGGGGUCCCAUGCGGGGAACAGGAUUCUUGGCACGGCUCAGCCGAUGACGACAACAGGGGACAUAACAACAAUGGCUUCCUCCGGGAUUUCCCUUCCCGGGCAGCCCGCGCGGCCAGCAGCACCGAGUGCCGGGAGGGGGCGCAGACGCCCUCACGUGCCCUGCCCUCCCCUGCCGGGAGCCAGCAGGCGGAGAAGGCAGAGGCGCCUCGCAGCGCGUGGCCAAACGUGCCGCCUCCAGAAGCCGAGGGCGCCGGCGGUGGGAAUACCAACCUUCGCUUGAAAAUUUAUGUAAGGAAAGCUUGGCAGCGAAACAGGAUGCUUCCACCUGUUCCUCAAAGAGCUAUCAAAUGGCCCCGUGAACAUCUUUGCAAAGGGUCCUCGCGAAUGCCAGGCCUCAAGUGCGAUUCUCUGCACUGAGGUCAGGAUUUAAGCUGGGCUGGAGAUUUCAGGCAAAUUUUAAAAUGUAAGCAUGUGGACAAGAGUCAACACCUGACAAGUCCAAGCCAAGCUGAAGAGCAUGGACAGAGGAGGCAACCUGGAGGCCCAACUUCUACUCCAUUUUCCACUCAGAUGUCACCUCCAGGAAGCCUUUCCUGACUUCUCCCAGACUGGGGCUCACUUCUAUGAAGCAAGGAUGCGAUCGCCUCUCGGGUUGUUGUGAGGAUCCAAAGAGAUAAUUAGGUUGUGGAGGUGUUUCCGGGUGGAAGAGAAGGAGGGACCGAGCGGAGAGCCCUAAGUCCUGAAGACAACUGGGAAGAAGUUCUCACAGAUGCUGCUUCUCCUCUGGCUCAGAUCAUGUCUACCAUGAACGAAGCAGCCCACCAGCUGUCCAGAAGUGGGACGAGCCUCUAUGCAGUGCUGGAGCUUAAGAAGGGUGCCUCACCUGGAGACAUCAAAAAAUCCUACAGCCAUUCUCCAUUGCUUCCCCACCCUCCUUUUGGGUAUCGCCUGGGUAGGAAACUGGCCUUGCAGUAUCAUCCCGACAAGAAUCCAGGGAAUGCUCAAGCAGCAGAAAUAUUCAAAGAGAUCAACGCAGCUCAUGCCAUACUGAGCGACUCUAAGAAGCGGAAAAUUUACGACCAGCAUGGCUCACUGGGAAUAUAUCUGUAUGAUCACGUUGGUGAAGAAGGCGUCAGAUACUAUUUUAUUCUGAAUAGUUGUUGGUUCAAGACGCUUGUCAUCCUGUGUACUCUGCUCACUUGUUGCUGUUUCUGUUGUUGCUGCUGUUUUUGCUGUGGAGCACUUAAACCACCACCUGAGCAGGGUAGUGGGAAAAAAUAUCAGCAGAAUGUCCAGAGUCAGCCUCCAAGGUCAGGAGCCAAACGUGAUUUUAGAAGCAAGGAAAAUAGCGAAGAUGAUUUUUAA